This is a messenger RNA of Pararge aegeria (speckled wood butterfly), 1630 nucleotides long. It is a transcript of the gene Ipp, whose product is annotated as inositol polyphosphate 1-phosphatase. Bases 62 to 1078 code for a protein of 338 amino acids. The record is from RefSeq and is a predicted model, not a curated record. Lineage: Eukaryota; Metazoa; Arthropoda; Insecta; Lepidoptera; Nymphalidae. The transcript is spliced from 4 exons. Gene Ontology annotation, biological process: phosphatidylinositol phosphate biosynthetic process. Gene Ontology annotation, molecular function: inositol-1,4-bisphosphate 1-phosphatase activity.
AUACUGUAAACAACACUCAGCAGUGAUUCGAACCUGAUCGAUAAUUUCACACGAAACUAUAAUGGCUGAUUUGUUGGAAGCCUUAAUACAAGCGUCAGAAAAGGCUGCACGUAUAGCCAGAUCCUGUUGCGAGAGUUCUAACGCAGAGACUUUACUGGUUGCCGAAAAAUGCGAAUCAGAAGCAAACACACGCUUUGAUAAAGAUUUCAAGACAGUCGCCGAUGUUUUAGCACAGGAAUGUGCAAAAGCUGUAAUUAUUUCGCAAUUUCCCGAGCUUAAUGGACAUGUUCGGGGUGAAGAGUGCCCCGAAAUAGGUGGCAUAACAAUCGGCUUACAGGGUACCAUCGAAGGCACUGCUAAAUUACUUGGUGGUGCACUACCUCAGACCACAGCUAGACGGAUGGCAGAAGCUGCCCAUAGUGAUACUUUUGAUAAUCUACCCAUAUUGCCAGUUGAUCUGCCGUCAAUUAAUACUAGUGAUAUAGGUAUCUGGAUUGACCCGAUUGAUGCUACUGCAGAGUUUAUAUCAGGAGUAAGAGGAAAUGCUAAACCUGGGCAUGGCCUCCCUUGUGUGACAGUGCUAAUUGGUGCCUAUCUUAGGUCUAAUGGUGAACCAGUGAUCGGAGUUAUCAACCAACCAUUCUAUAAUGGAACAGGCCGAAUUAUAUGGGGUGUUCAUUAUGGUAACUUUAACUUAAUCUCUGAAGAUAUUAAAGAUUCUCAAGACAAAGUAGUACUUAUGAGUGGGGCAGAAAAACCUGAAGUCAUUGAGAAAUUCAAGGCUGCUGGAUGCAUGGUCAAAUCUGUUCCAGGUGCUGGCCAUAAAUUAAUGAAAGUAGCCCUAGGUGAAGCUUCAGCUUACAUUGUCUCACAGGGUACCACAUUCCGCUGGGACACAUGUGCACCCCAUGCUAUUGUUCUUGCAAGAGGUGGUAAUGUAUUGUGUUACCAAAAGCAUGUACCAAUUAGAUACAAUGAUGAUGACGAUCUUGAGACAAAAGAAUAUUGUAACAAGCAUGGAAUUAUAGCUUACAUAAACGAGGCUAUGUUGGAUGAAAUAAAGCAUAUACUUUAUUAAUUUUCAUAAUUAAAUCUGCACACACGUUCAGAUUCUUUAAUGCUUUUAACAAUAAUUAUGUGUAUUAUGAAUUCCUGUUAAUGUUAUUUUUAGCCUAGAUUUAAAACUAAUUUAUUCCUUAAGGGCCUUAAUUAAUAAACGUGGCAUAACAGGGUAAUAAUUAUGCAUUGAAUUGUUGGAGUGAAAAACACUGCAUAACUAUUCCAAUUUUAUCCUACUUUCAUAAAAGCCUGGUAAAAUAUGUGACAUAGCAUUGGAAUAGAUUUCAACUGACAGAGCUCAUCAAACACUGCAUAACAAAUUCAAUGUUAUGCCACAUUUAUUGAAGGCCCUAAUGGUGUUAACUGGCUUAUGGCAAUUAUUAAGAAUUAAUUUAUGUAUGUACCUGAAUUUUUGAUCUCACUAAAUGUUUAUAAUUAAUGUUUCUCUUUUAAAGAGAAUGUGUAUUCAUGUACUAAUCGAUAUUUAGAACUGAUGUGAAUACAAGGUGUAUAUUUUAUUAUAUCUGAUUGUUGUAAAAAAACAUGGUGUUAAAUAAACUUCAUCAAAUGU